Bubalus bubalis (water buffalo) is the source of this 3662-nucleotide messenger RNA. RefSeq names its product lysyl oxidase like 4 (gene LOXL4). Gene Ontology annotation, biological process: peptidyl-lysine oxidation. The coding region runs from base 168 to 2447 and encodes 759 amino acids. Gene Ontology annotation, molecular function: protein-lysine 6-oxidase activity; copper ion binding. The transcript has 15 exons. NCBI's taxonomy places the organism in Eukaryota, Metazoa, Chordata, Mammalia, Artiodactyla, Bovidae. The record is from RefSeq and is a predicted model, not a curated record. Gene Ontology annotation, cellular component: membrane.
GCGGGCGGCAGCCGGAUAAAAGGGCCCCCAGGCGCCCAGGAGGCCGGUUAGCGCUGCUUGGCCGCGGAGUCCAGGUCCCAGCCCUGCAACUUCGCGCUCCAGCCGGUGAGCCCCUGCCUGGUGCCUGGCCAGGUGCCUUGACUCCAGCUGCCCUUGAAGUCACCCUAAUGUGGUUCCUACCAGCCGCCCUCCCCCUGCUCCCGUUGCUCCUGCUGCUGGGCCAGGCCCCUCCCAGCAGGCCACAGUCACUGGGCACCAUGAAGCUCCGGCUGGUGGGUCCCGGCAGCAGGCCGGAGGAGGGCCGCCUGGAGGUGCUGCACCAGGGUCAGUGGGGCACCGUGUGUGAUGACGACUUCGCGCUUCAGGAGGCCACAGUGGCCUGCCGCCAGCUAGGCUUUGAGGGUGCCUUGACCUGGGCCCACAGCGCCAAGUAUGGCUCAGGGGAGGGACCCAUCUGGCUGGACAAUGUGCACUGUGUGGGCACAGAGAGCUCCCUGGACCAGUGCGGGUCUAACGGCUGGGGUGUCAGUGACUGCACUCACUCAGAGGACGUCGGAGUGGUAUGCAAUCCCCAGCGCCAGCGCCAGCGUGGCUACAGUUCUGAGAGGGUCUCCAAUGCCCUCGGGCCCCAGGACCGGCGGCUGGAGGAGGUGCGGCUCAAGGCCAUCCUCGCCAGCGCCAAGCGGCAGAGCCCGGUGACCGAGGGAGCCGUGGAGGUGAAGUACGAGGGCCACUGGCGGCAGGUGUGUGACCAGGGCUGGACCAAGAACAACAGCAGGGUGGUGUGCGGCAUGCUGGGCUUCCCGAGCGAGGCACCUGUCGACAGCCACUACUACAGGAAAGCCUGGGAUUCAAAGAUGAAGGACCCCAACUCUAGACUGAAGAGCCUAACGAAGAAGAAUUCCUUCUGGAUCCACCGUGUCAACUGCCUGGGCACAGAGCCCCACAUGGCCAACUGCCAGGUGCAGGUGGCACCAGCCCAGGGCAAGCUGCGGCCGGCCUGCCCGGGUGGCAUGCAUGCUGUGGUCAGCUGUGUGGCAGGGCCCCGCUUCCGUCCUCCGAAGGCGAAGCCAGGGCGCAAGGAGUCCAGGACAGAGGAGAUGAAGGUGCGCCUCCGCUCAGGGGCCCAGGUGGGCGAGGGCCGGGUGGAGGUGCUCAUGAACCGCCAGUGGGGCACCGUCUGUGACCACGGAUGGAACCUCAUCUCCGCCAGCGUCGUGUGCCGCCAACUCGGCUUCGGCUCUGCUCGGGAGGCCCUCUUUGGGGCCCAGCUGGGCCAGGCUCUGGGGCCCAUCCACCUGAGUGAAGUUCGCUGCAGGGGAUAUGAGCAGACCCUCAGCGAUUGCCCUUCCCUGGAAGGCUCCCAGAAUGGUUGCCAACAUGACAAUGAUGCUGCCGUGAGAUGCAACAUCCCUAACAUGGGCUUCCAGGACCAGGUGCGCCUGGCUGGUGGGCGCAGCCCCGAGGAGGGGGUGGUGGAGGUGCAGGUGGAGGUGAACGGCGUCCAGCGCUGGGGGGCCGUGUGCAGUGACCACUGGGGCCUCAGCGAAGCCAUGGUGGCCUGUCGACAGCUUGGCCUGGGUUUUGCCAGCCAUGCCAUCAAGGACACCUGGUACUGGCAGGGGACGCCGGGAGCCAGAGAAGUGGUCAUGAGCGGGGUGCGUUGCUCAGGCACAGAGCUGGCCCUGCAGCAGUGUCAGAGGCACGGGCCAGUGCACUGCUCCCACGGCACGGGGCGCUUCUCAGCCGGAGUCUCCUGCACAGACAGUGCCCCGGACCUCGUGAUGAACGCCCAGCUGGUGCAGGAGACGGCCUACCUGGAGGACCGCCCGCUCAGCCUGCUGUACUGCGCCCACGAGGAGAACUGCCUGUCUCAGUCCGCGGACCGCAUGGACUGGCCCUACGGACACCGGCGUCUGCUGCGCUUCUCCUCACAGAUCCACAACCUGGGCCGGGCCGACUUCCGUCCCAAGACGGGGCGCCACAGCUGGACUUGGCACCAGUGCCACAGGCACUACCACAGCAUUGAGGUCUUCACCCACUACGACCUCCUCACUCUCAAUGGCUCCAAGGUGGCCGAGGGGCACAAGGCCAGCUUCUGCCUAGAGGACACAAAUUGCCCCACAGGACUGCAAAGGCGCUAUGCGUGUGCCAACUUUGGGGAACAGGGAGUGACCGUUGGCUGCUGGGACACCUACCGACAUGACAUUGAUUGCCAGUGGGUGGAUAUCACAGACGUGGGCCCUGGGGAUUACAUCUUCCAGGUGGUCGUGAACCCCAAGUUCGAGGUGGCAGAGUCAGAUUUCUCAAACAACAUGAUGCGGUGCCGCUGCAAGUACGACGGGCAACGGGUCUGGCUGCACAACUGCCACACAGGGGACUCAUACCGAGCUAACACGGAGCUGAACCAGGAGCAGGAGCAGCGUCUCAGGAACAACCUCAUCUGAAGCCGUCACCGCACGCUCCCAGCUGCUGCCCACACACCAGAUACCUCAGCUUACUGGAGCCAUGCCCUUCACCGAGCCCUGACGCAAAGGGAAAGGGGCCAGCGCCAAGAGGCACCAGGAACCCGCUCAGGAAGCCUUUAGAUGGCAAGAUCACCAAACCAGAAUGGCACCGCUCCCUCAGGAUGGCUCUGGGUCUGAUUCCUGGGGGCCUCUGGUCUCUAGACUAUGGCCUCCAGGCUUUGUUCAGCUGAGCUCCUCUCGUCUAAGGAGACCUGGUCUUCCCAGGAUCUUGCUCUUGAGCUCCUGGUUCAGGAGGUACCAGUUCCUUAGGAAUGGACUGUGGCCUGGCUCCCCAUCUAAAUGGUGCUUUGCAGAUGUCUCAGAGGAGGGCCAAAAUACAAGAGGAGGAGUCAGCUCUCUGCUAGGAGCUCUGAGUGACACAACUUGUGUCAAAGUCACACCUGGCAGAGAAUCUGGUGAACUGAGUCCCUUGCUUGAUCUGUCCACACUUACAACUCAGCUGUCAUGCUCUUCAAGAGUCUGUUCUUCAGUGUCCUUACCUUUAUCCUCCUGCACAUAUGGGCUGUUUCUAAUGUCCUUGGAGGCUUAGGCCUUAGGCAUCCCCUUAUCUCCUGAUGGGCCCAAAUCACCAGUUCCUGAGUGCUUGAGACAGGGCAGGAUUCACAGAAGUGGCCAGAUACAGCCUUCCUGCAGAGCAGCAAGAGAAGGCCCAAAAGAAAGAUGACUGGGGCAACGUAGACCCCAGCUGCUGCCAGGGUCUCUGCCAGGGAAAAAUACUUGUCAUAAAUCCAGCAAGCGAGAUCACUGUGCAUCUCAGGACUGGCCUAAAUGUCGAGUCCCCCAGGUUUCGGGACUGAACUUUCCAUUGAAUAAAUUUUUGAAGUGGAACGAACAUCUGUCAAACAGGCCACUCAUCUCUGCAGGAAAAAGAAGACAGGUCUAGUAGAGUGAAGACUAGGCUAUGGAGAAGUCAGAAGGGGGGAGAUUUAAUUUAGUUAAGGAUUAAACCUAGGGAAGGCCACCAUCUCUGCUCGAUGUGGCUGUGAUAUGCUCUUGCUCAGGUGAGGUUAAGAUCUAUGAUCUUCUUGGACAUGAUUCUUAAUCCUGUCUCCACUUGGACACACUUGAGAGAUGAUCUUCACAGGUCUGACGCCCUCAUGCCAAUAAAGGUUGCUCACUAUGGACUGCUACAAA